CAGAAUUUGAAAAGAAGUUGAAGAAUAAAUAUCUGUACAUAUAAUGGCAUCAAAUCAGAUUGAAAAAAUUGUCAAUUUAUACAAAACAUUAGCACGAAAUCCAUCUCUAAGCGGUGCAAAAAUUCUAGAGCUACAUGAAAAUAAAAUAUCAAUACAAAGUGCAUGGUCUCAAAGAAAUUUAGAGAGGAAGACAAAUCAAAAAUUUUUUCAGACACAUAUUUUAAAUUCUGAGUUACAAGUACAAUCUGAAAGUUUUCCCAUUGAUAUUACAACAGAACUUCUGUCUGAUUUUACGGAAGAUAAUCAACGUAGAGCUGUCUUGAGACAAGCUACAAUUGAAAACACUACAAAACAGUUUAUUGAAAUCUGGGAUAAACAAAGGCUUGUAAAAAAUUAUGAUUUAGCAGCUUUAGAUGUACAUGGAGAUGUAUAUACUGAUUCUGAAUUUGCUUCUUUUCAAUGGUCUCCAGAUAAAACAAAAGUGUUAUAUAUUGCUGAAAAAAAGCUACCAAAAUCUGAGCCAUUUUAUAAACAGAAACCUUGUAAUAAAGAGGAUAAAGAUAAAAAGGCAGAAGAUGAAAUAACAGUGGGUAAUGAAUAUAUUUACAAACCUCAUUGGGGAGAACAAUUGGUAGGUAAACACCAUCCAGUUGUUGCUGUCCUUGAUACAACUGCAGACACAAUUUCAGCUCUCUCAGGUAUACCAAAUGAACUAUCACCUGCACAAGUAUUAUGGACUGAAGAUAGUGAAAGUAUAGUUGGUGUAGCCUGGAAACAUGAGCCAAGACAUUUAGGUCUUAUUGCCUGUACUAAUAGACUUUCUUGGAUAUUUUUGUUGAAAGAUGGCGAAUACAAAAAGAUAUCAAAUGAUGGGUGUGCUGUUCAUAGCCCUAGAUUUAGCCCUGAUAGAAAAUAUUUAAUCUGGUUAGAAAGAGAAGCAGGUGGUGCACAUCAUAAUGCUCACAGACUUAUGUACCUUGAAUUCAAUUCAGAAAAUUCGAAGGCUGAUGUGCUUGUUGACAUUGUACCUUCAAGUAUACCUAUUCAAAAUGCUGAAAAGUUUUAUGGCUUAUAUGGCCGCUUACCAAGACGAUGUUGGAGCGUUGAUUCACAAUAUAUAUUUUUGAGUACACCUCAACAGAAUAAUACCCGUUCUUAUAUCGUUAACACAAAAACGAAAGCUAUAACUGAAAUUCAAAAUGAUAAAAGUAGUCUUAUUAUUUUGGAUGUAAAAGAUAAUGUUAUUGCAUUUUUGGAAACAUCUCUUCUGGAACCACCUAUGCUUACAGUAGGAAAGUUUGACUCAAAUUCAGUUAUUAGUGGUCAUAUUAAAAGAAGUAAAGUUUCUGUUUCCACGUCGAUUCCUGGUUCUGAAAAUUUAAUGUACGAGCCUUCAGAAUAUGAUUAUGAUAACAAUGAAGAAAUUAAACACUUCAACUUUAUUUAUUUUGGGCCAAAUAGUGGAUGUGAUAAAUCUGUACCUUUAAUAAUUGUACCACAUGGUGGACCUCAUUCUAACUAUGCAAAUUUAUUUGUACUUGAUUACUUUUUGUUUGUUUUAUCUGGCUUUGCAGUGGUACAAGUUAAUUAUCGUGGAUCUACUGGCAUGGGUUCUAAAAAUGUUGAAUAUCUCCAAGGAAAAGUUGGAAAUGUUGAUGUCAAGGAUUGCGUAACUGCUACAAAAGAAGCUUUACAGAAAUAUCCAUGGUUAAACUCAGACAGAAUGGGAAUAACUGGCGGUUCACAUGGAGGAUUUUUAGUCACUCAUUUAAGUGCUAAAUAUCCAGAUUUAUACAAAGCUGUUGUUGCCAGAAAUCCUGUAAUCGACAUUGCUGCUAUGUACACUAUAUCAGAUAUUCCAGACUGGUGUGCUGCUGAAGCCAAUUAUCCCUUUGAUGAAAGCAUACCAAUCUCAGAAUCAGACCAAGUUCAGAUGCUUGUGAAGAUGUUUCAGUGUUCCCCGAUUAUUCAUGCUGAUAAAGUGAAAGCUCCAACUUUGUUAUGUAUUGGCUCGAACGAUUUACGUGUACCUUCGUCUCAAGGAAAGCUGUGGUAUUACCGUCUUAAAGCGAAUAAUGUUAAAACAAAGAUGCUACUUUAUGAAGAUAACCAUCCUUUGGCAUCAGGAAUUGCUGAAAUUGAUAAUGUUAUUAAUGCCUGUUUGUGGCUACAUGAACAUAUUGGGACAUGUUCACAUAACACAUAGAUAAUGGUACGAUGAUGGUGA
This is a messenger RNA of Eufriesea mexicana, 2227 nucleotides long. RefSeq names its product acylamino-acid-releasing enzyme. Gene Ontology annotation, biological process: proteolysis. NCBI's taxonomy places the organism in Eukaryota, Metazoa, Arthropoda, Insecta, Hymenoptera, Apidae. Gene Ontology annotation, molecular function: serine-type endopeptidase activity. The record is from RefSeq and is a predicted model, not a curated record. The coding region runs from base 44 to 2206 and encodes 720 amino acids. The transcript is spliced from 13 exons.